AUGACCGUCCCCCCGAAGCAAAAGAGCCCCCCUCCCGGGAUCUACUGCCCAGUGAUCUCGUUAUAUACCUCGACUGACCGCCAAGAUAUCGACCUGGAGGCAUCGUCGAAAUUCUUCAGCUACCUGAUCAGCAGUGGCAUCGACGGACUAGUGCUGGCCGGGACCACCGCCGAAGCAGCCCUUUUGUCCGCCGACGAACGAAAGGACUUAGUCCAGACCGCACGAAAAGCAGCCGUCGAUCUAGGACGGCCAGACCUCCCCAUCAUGGCGGGAAUCAGCGGCCAGUCGACCAACGAGUCAAUCCGCCUCGCGCAGUCAGCCUGGGACGCAGGGGCGGACUACGGCCUGCUCCUGCCCCCGAACUACUGGCCCAAAGCCGUAUCCCGAGACAUCAUCCUAGACUUCUACCGCGCAGUCGCAGACGCGACUCCUCUACCCAUCGUAAUCUACAGCUUCCCAGCCGUCACCAACAACAUCGACCUAAACUCCGACCUCCUCUCCUCCCUCGCCGAACACCCCAACAUCGUCGGCGUGAAACUCACCUGCGGCAACGCCGGCAAGGUCACCCGCCUGACGAACAAAUACACCCACGACCAAUUCGCCGUCUACGCCGGGUCCUCGGACUGGCUGAUCCCGUGCCUCAGCGGUGGGGGCAGCGGCUGCGUGACCGGCAUCGCGAACGUGUUUCCGCGGACAGUGGCGCAUCUGUAUGAUCUAUGGAAGAAGGGGGAGGUGCAAGAGGCGCGUCAGCUGCAGGGCGUUGUGGCGGAGGCCGAGAAGGCGUGUAAAGAGGGGAUUGCACCGACGAAGUACGCGGCGGCGUAUUUUGUGGGUGAUGCGGUUGGGAUUCAGGAGAGGGCGUUCUGGCCGCGGAGGCCGUAUCGGGCGGUUGGGGAGGUGGUGAGGAAGUGGGUGGUUGAGGUGAUGGGGUUUUUGGAGGGGGUUGAGAGGUCUAGAGUUUGA
Molecule: messenger RNA, 963 nt
Organism: Aspergillus steynii IBT 23096
Lineage: Eukaryota; Fungi; Ascomycota; Eurotiomycetes; Eurotiales; Aspergillaceae
Product: dihydrodipicolinate synthase family protein
Exons: 2
Coding region: 1-963 (320 amino acids)
Molecular function (GO): 4-hydroxy-tetrahydrodipicolinate synthase activity
Source: RefSeq, a predicted model, not a curated record